Nannospalax galili (Upper Galilee mountains blind mole rat) is the source of this 1330-nucleotide messenger RNA. It is a transcript of the gene Snca, whose product is annotated as synuclein alpha. The transcript is spliced from 7 exons. Bases 214 to 780 code for a protein of 188 amino acids. Gene Ontology annotation, cellular component: axon terminus; cytoplasm; neuronal cell body. Gene Ontology annotation, molecular function: cuprous ion binding. The record is from RefSeq and is a predicted model, not a curated record. Gene Ontology annotation, biological process: regulation of dopamine secretion; chemical synaptic transmission; synapse organization. NCBI's taxonomy places the organism in Eukaryota, Metazoa, Chordata, Mammalia, Rodentia, Spalacidae.
GAGGAGCUUGCGUCUCCACGCUGGUGGGCUAUAAGGAAUAGCGUUUUUCCGCUCAGCUCAGAGAGAGGUGGAAAUGUGUUAAGCGGUGCAAAAUUUGUCUUGAAGCUCCCGCGUGUGUCUGCGUGUGUGCUGGGGUUGAGAGAAGGGGGCUGUCAGCCAGAGCUCAACGGCCACCAGAAGUCAGAAGGUGUAGGGCAAAAGACAUCAGUAGCCAUGGAUGUGUUCAUGAAAGGACUUUCCAAGGCCAAGGAGGGAGUUGUGGCUGCUGCUGAAAAAACCAAACAGGGUGUGGCAGAAGCUGCUGGAAAGACAAAAGAGGGAGUUCUCUAUGUGGGAUCUAAAACUAAGGAAGGCGUGGUUCACGGCGUGACAACAGUGGCUGAGAAGACCAAAGAGCAAGUGACAAAUGUUGGAGGGGCCGUGGUGACCGGUGUAACAGCAGUGGCCCAGAAGACAGUGGAGGGAGCAGGGAACAUUGCUGCUGCCACUGGCUUUGUCAAGAAGGACAAGGUACAGCUGCCCACACUUCAUGUUACACUGCUAGGCUCUCGCAGCAUGGCUGCUCCACACAAACCUGGAAAUUUGUCACAUUUCAUCUUUUCACGAAUCAAAAAGUCUUGGGCUGAGUGUCACAUUUCCCUGACAAAUUCUAAGCUCUUUGAGGGUGAAGAAGGGUCCCCACAAGAAGGAGUUCUGGGAGACAUGCCUGUGGAUCCUGACAGUGAGGCUUACGAAAUGCCCCCGGAGGAAGGCUACCAAGACUAUGAGCCUGAAGCCUAAAAAUGUCUUUCUUCCUGGUGUCCUGAGAUCCGCCGGCUGAUGUUCCAUCACGUUCAAGUGCUCAGUUCCAAUAUGCCCGGUCAUGACAUUUUCUCAUACAGUGUAUUUCGAAGUCUUCCAUCAGCAGCGACUGAGUUCUAUACCUGCCCCUCUGUGUUCCGGUGCUUCCCGCUCACUGAAGUGAAUUUGUGGUAGCAGGGUCCUCCUGUGCUGUGGAUAUUGUGGCUUCAAACCUAAAAUGUUAAAAUAAAUACAAACACCUAAGUGACUACCACUUAUUUCUAAAUAUUCACUAUUUUUUUGUUGCUGUUGUUGAGAAGUUGUGGUUUGCUGUCUUAUAAGACUUUCAGGUGUCUUUAAUGAUUCUUUCUGUCUAAGAAUAAUAAUGUAUUGUGAAACUUGUUAAUAUAUAAUAUUUAAUCUAUGUGAGCAUGAAACUAUGCACCUAUAAAUAGUAACUAUAAAGUUUUACAGUUUUGUGAUGUGUUUUAUUAACUUGUGUCUGUAUAUAAAUGGUGAAAUUAAAAUAAAAUGUAUCUCAUUGCAAAAA